UCGUCAUAAGAAGAAGCAGCACUUAUUAUGUUGACGUAGGAAAUUAAAAAUUUUAUGCUUGUAUCAAAACAAACUGUCUGCAAACGUCUAACGAAAAUAUGACCUACAUUUAGCCAAAUCAACGGAUUAACAGAUUCAAGUUUCAAUCGAUAUUUUUUACAAAUACGAAACGAGCGGCAGAAUAACUCAACUCCUAUCGAACAAGAUGCAAAGUCUUGAGAAUUUGGUUACCUUGCUGGAAACAACAGCGGUGGUUUCAACGAUUUUUCAAUAUCUUUCGGGAGCCUUGAUCUGCCGCAAAUACAUAGCCAAAAAAAGUACGGGCGAUUCAUCAGGAUUUCCAUUCAUAUGUGGUUUCUUGUCUUGUAGCUACUGGGUACAUUAUGGCAUGCUGAGCAAUGAACAUAGUGUGGUGCUUGUAAACUGUGUGGGAGUCACUUUGUUUCUAAUCUACACCCUCAUCUAUUAUGUCUUCACAGUUAAUAAAAAUGCAUAUGUUAAGCUAUUCCUAUUUGUGUUAACUGCUUUAUUUGGCAUUGUCUUCUAUAUAAACACAAUUCCUGAACCUGCUCAAGCGCAAAAUUUUAUGGGUAUUGUUUGCCUUAUCGUCACAGUAACAUUCUUCGCAGCGCCACUAGCAAAUCUUUUACAUGUGAUACGAGUUAAGAACUCGGAAAGUAUGCCUUUCCCAUUAAUAGUAAUGUCUUUUUUGGUGUCAGUUCAAUGGCUCAUCUAUGGCAUCAUAAUAUCGGAUACAUUUAUUCAGUUACCCAACUUUUUAGGCUGUGUCUUAUCGCUGGUGCAACUAGGUUUAUUUGUUUGCUAUCCCCCAAAAAGCUUCUCUGGCCAGGGCUAUAAACUAGUAGACCAAUCUGUGGUAUUUUAAACUCAAUAUACAUAUAUUUAUAUAUACAAAAUAACAGUAACAAUGUAUUUAUGUUUAAAGAAGAAAAAAAACUUGGAAGAAACGAAAAAAGAAAAACUAAGACUUAAUGCUAAAUUAUAUACAAACAUAUACAUUAAUACUGAUUUAAAUAUAAAAAUGAAUUUAUUAAGAA
This is a messenger RNA of Stomoxys calcitrans (stable fly), 1058 nucleotides long. RefSeq names its product sugar transporter SWEET1 (gene slv). Gene Ontology annotation, biological process: carbohydrate transport. Gene Ontology annotation, molecular function: sugar transmembrane transporter activity. Gene Ontology annotation, cellular component: membrane. NCBI's taxonomy places the organism in Eukaryota, Metazoa, Arthropoda, Insecta, Diptera, Muscidae. The record is from RefSeq and is a predicted model, not a curated record. The transcript is spliced from 5 exons. Bases 206 to 886 code for a protein of 226 amino acids.